UUUCGGGCAAGUAGAAAGGCAAAUAAAAAGUGACACAUUUUUAGAUCUUUUUUGGUUUAGUGUAACCCCACGUGGAAGAAAGGUAUAAAUACAGCUCCCCUUUCUUUCAAGCAAGUUGAUUUCUUUAUCAUUUAUUUAUUUUAUUGCACCACCUUCCAUUAUACAGCAUGGUUUUUUCAUUCAGCAAAAGAAAGACAAGAAGCAGACUUGUUAUUGACGAAUGCUCUUCAGGUUCAUCCGUUUCAGCGUCAAGAUCGAGUUCGUUUGAUCAGCCCAUGUCACCUGUUUUACCUGAAUCUUUGAAUUCGAAACUUGUUAAUGUACUUGUGGUGGGUCAAGUAUACGAGGAUACGAUCAUGACUGUGGAUUAUUAUCCACAAGAGGAUACUAAGGUGAGAUCAAGCCACACACAGCAAAGACGAGGUGGAAAUUGUGUAAACACUGCCGAAGUAUUAUCACAGUUUCCUAAAAUGAAUACAUCCAUUAUGUCUGCAGUUGGACCCAAAGAACAAUCACAUAAACUUAUUUCUCAGCUUGAACAAAAGGGUAUAAAGACGCAUACAUGUUUCUAUCGUAAAUCACCUACUCCUUCGUGUUAUAUUCUACAAUGCAAAGACACUGGUUCUCGAACAAUUAUUUCUUGCAAUACAACACAAGAUAUCACCAAGGAUGAAUUUGCUCGUAAAUUUGAAAUGAGUAGCAUCACAAAGACCAUGUCAUUUGAAUUUGAUGCCAGACCAGCCUAUUCUUGGGUUCAUUUCGAAGGUAGAAAUGUGUAUGAGACGGCUGCACAGAUUGAUUGGCUUGAAGCUAAAGCGACACGUGAAGGCUGGAGAUCUCAACUCACGAUAUCUGUUGAAUUAGAAAAACCAGAUAGGCCUCAUAUAGAUAUAUUAUUAACAAGAGGUGAUGUUAUAUUCUUUUCAAAGCUAUAUGCAACGAAGCGUGGUUAUGAUGAAGCCGAAGACUUUUUAAGAGAUAAUCAAGGCCGUUGUAAACCAGGAGCCAUUUUGUUCUGUACAUGGGGAGAACAGGGAGCCACAUGUCUAUGCAAGGGAGAGAUCCUUCAAUCCUCGGCACUGGCACAAGCGCACGUUGUGGAUACAGUGGGUGCAGGAGAUACCUUCAUAGGGGGAGUUAUUUACUGUAUGAGUCGCGGACAUACAUUAUUAACUACACUAAAGUUUUCUUGUGAGAUGGCUAGCAGAAAGGUAGCACGGUCUGGAUUUGAUGGUUUGGCAGAUACCAUGUUUAAGGUGUGGGAAACAUCACUUGGAGCAGAAUUAAACAGAGCCCAUCAUCAUCCAUCGUCUGGUCAUGGUCAAAUGUUACACUCUAAAAGCUAUGAAAAUGGAUUUCAUGGAUUUGAUUUUGGAACGAUAUCAAGUAGAAGAUCUGGUACGUCACAUUUAACACAAUCAUCUUCGGCUCCGUUAUUAAGAAAUUUAUCAAAUAAAAAAGAUAAACCUCUUUUAGGCCAGUUCUUUCCUUAGAUACACAACAUUAUACCCUCUACCACUUGUUCAUUUAAUUAAUA
Molecule: messenger RNA, 1537 nt
Organism: Mucor mucedo
Lineage: Eukaryota; Fungi; Mucoromycota; Mucoromycetes; Mucorales; Mucoraceae
Product: Ribokinase-like protein
Exons: 5
Coding region: 168-1493 (441 amino acids)
Molecular function (GO): kinase activity
Source: RefSeq, a predicted model, not a curated record